Messenger RNA from Meloidogyne enterolobii, 1040 nucleotides. The record is from the annotation of a GenBank genome assembly. Lineage: Eukaryota; Metazoa; Nematoda; Chromadorea; Rhabditida; Meloidogynidae.
UUACGAUGCGUCUAUUUCCUUCAAGAUCGUCGUCGAAUUCUUCCAAUACAAGGCCAACAAUGGUUGUUUCUAUCCCGCUAGAAGAGAAUGAACUGCUUGGAGUUAGGCCCAAUAAAGCCUUGAUCAUAACACAAAUUCAACGAGGAUCACCAGCUGAAGGCCAUCUACGUAUCGGCGACAAAAUCUUGGCGAUCAAUGAUCGAAAGAUUAAAGACUUGGACGCAUUCUACAGAAUUCUGCGUAUCAGUUAUCCAGUUGCGAAUAUUCAGAUUCGAAGGAUGGGAAGCAGUAGUAGCGGCAAUGAGACAGCUAGAGAAAGAUCGCCAGAAAGGACAUCGACAGCACGCCCGACAGCAACAAUGCGCGAAGAUCGACGACCUCAACAACAGCUACCACAACCAUCACCACGACAACAAGCGCAAAUGGUUGAGGAUUUGCCACAAGGGAUGCGGGCUGCAAUAGAGAGACGUCAAGGAUAUCGAUAUACGAUGGUAACAGUCGACCGAGUUCGUGGCACUCGUCUUGGCCUUUCGAUCAAAACAAGAGACAAUCGCGUCCUUGUCAGCAAUGUGGAGGCAAAUUCACUGAGUUCCCCGCAUCUCCAGCAGUAUGACCAUAUUGUCUAUGUGGAUAGUGUGAGGGUGACACAAGCGGAAGUUGCGAAGAAUUUGAUGGUCAGAUCGCUGAGUGAGACUAAUCGUGUGGAACUAAUUAUUGGUCGUCCAACAACAAGAGAAGCAAUUUCUGCGGCGAGAGCAGCGCUAGCACGUGAGGAUAUACAUGAGCCUCCAUCUUUGCGUCUUGGAGUUGAUGUUCAACAAAUAAUGCGCCAGCAGAUUGUAAACAUGGCCGCCUAUGCACAGCUGUCUCCACAUGGAAUUCUCAACCGUUCGGGUACGCCUCCGCCACGAAAUAGGCGCGUAAGCUUCUCCGGCGAUAAUGUGAUUGUGCCAAUCCAGAGCGACCAUGCUGGGCGACAACUGAGAAAUGUGACGAAUAAUGUCCCAAAUUCACCAAUUCGUCAACCGAGGCGACAAUAA